This is a messenger RNA of Staurois parvus, 324 nucleotides long. Lineage: Eukaryota; Metazoa; Chordata; Amphibia; Anura; Ranidae. The record is from the annotation of a GenBank genome assembly.
GGAAAACAAGAAAAAAAAAAUAUUCUGCACCAAUGGACUGCGGACACAGUACAGCAGAUGACCAGAGACUGCGGACACAGUACAGGAGCAGAGACUGCGGACAUAGUACAGGGAAAAUACCAGGGACAUAGUACAGAUGACCAGAGACUGCGGACCUUUGGGGAGGGAGGGGGAGAGCGGGUACCUGAAUUUGACAGGUACCCGCUCCCACUUCCGGAGUUGUGCUUCCCUCUUCUUCCCGCGCCGGCUUCUGUGACAGCUGGGUGCCCACUGCGCAUGCGCGAGAGAAGCACUGCGCUUUGUGAAUGGCUCGGCGCCUUCUGG